AUGGAAUAUGCAUCAAUGGAUGGACCAAGUGAAGAAGUGAACGUAUCAUUUUAUGAUAGCUUGACCUGUGUUAGCGAAUCGUUUUUGAUACAAAACCUCGAGCCAUUCGAUUGUUACGAAGUGGAACACAACGAUUUUUACUAUGCCAUGCAAGCAAACAAUGUUGAGAGACUUAAAACACUCAUUGAGAAGUGGGAAAGUGAUUUAAGUAAUUCAAACCAUUCGCGACAGUUGGAUCAACUUCUGUCAGAUGCUUACGAAGAAUUGAAAAUGAAGAAUAUGGAGCUGAUCGAGGAUAUAAAAAUACUUGUGCAAGAGAAGCUGAUAAAUUUACGUUUCUUUCUCGAAACUCCCGUAACGGUUGGUAGUGAUGAUGCCGAAAAUAAUGACCGAAUCGAUUGGGUUAUUGAACAGAUGAAACUUUUGGAUCACCAUUACGGUCACGAUGAUGUCAGAGUCGAUGAUCAAUUUUUGUUUUCGUGUAGAAUUAUUGCCCAAAAUCUUCAUAUAAUGAAACGACAAUUCAAGUCAACGUAUAACCAUCUGCCAUGGGAAGAAAUGGAGUUUUGCAUCUGUGCGUUUGUGUUUUCUCACACUAAAAAGGACGAAAUAAUUUUUUUCUACAAUGCAGUGCUCAACAAAACACGAAUUUUGAAACAUGUAAAAAAAUUUCAAGAAGGUUUAGAAAGCGGCAAACUUAAAUCAUUCACCGGACCUGGUGUACACACGAGAAGGGAUGGCAAUAUGCGUUCGGAAAACUUGGACUUUGAAGAUUUGUUUUCUGAUUAUUGGCAAAUCAAAACUAUUUACUCAUUAUUUCGCAUGAGAGACUAUAUCAAACUAGCACUGACUGAGGUGAAUGAUGACGACAUUCACCCUUAUGUUGCCGAAAGAGCCUUGCAAGUCAUAGGGGAAUAUUUGAAAAAUUCUCCCGAAUCUCCACACCUUUCGAAGGAAGUCAGUGAUUUGAUACUCGCCAGUUUCCAUCUUGAACAGCGUGAAAAAAUUAUCUAUAUGCGUAAUGCAUUAUCCCACACAAAACUGGAUAAUAAUAUACUAGUCGGAAAACUCGCGAAGGCUCGUCGUAGGAAACCGGAUUUCCGAGAGGAUUUAGCUCAACUCGUUGCAGUCAUUCACGAAGUCAUUCUUGAUAAGAAAUAUGAAAUCUCGCUUAGGAUACUGGAAAAUAUGCUCAAUAAUGAGCAGCCAUCAUGGAAGCAAUCCGAGUUAGUUCGAAUAUUCGAUAACGCUGAUUUCAAGAAUUAUGAUUUGGAAAGCUAUCAAACAAAGCAAAAUAUCAACCAAACAAUUAUAUCGUUAACCAAUCAACAAAAUAUGUUUGCUGCUGCAGAGAAUAACAAUGUCGAAGAAGUGUUCAACUGUUUGGAGAAGGGAGCAGAUAGAUACGCAAGAGAUUUUAGACAUUGGAACUUGCUUCACUAUGCUGCUAAAGGUAAUAGCGUCGAAAUAUGGAAAAGAUUUGGAAAUGUAAUUAUGAUUGAUUUGGAAGACAUUGAUGGGAAUAAACCGAUCCACAUAGCGGCUCGAUAUGGGAAAUUGGAUAUUAUCAAUGUUUUAUUAGAUGAAGUGAUGCUUCGAGGAUAUAAUUUAAAUAAUGUAAAACGAAAGAAUGCAAUCGGACCAUUGCACUUAGCAGCGCAAAACGGUCAUACGGAAGUGGUCAAAUUUUUGCUAACUAAGGGUGCAAAUGUAGAGGCUACAACAGUUGAUGGUUUAACUCCACUGCACUUAGCGGCACAAAAUGGGCACACAGAAGUGGUUGAUACUUUGCUGACUAAUGAAGCAAAUGUAGAAGCUACAACACUUCAUGGAUUGAAUGCAUUACACAUCGCAGCGCAACAUGGUCACGCAGAAGUAAUUAAAAUUUUACUGGCCAAAAAUGCGAAUAUAAACGUUACAGCACCUAAUGGUUCAACUCCAUUGCACUUUGCGACGCAAUAUGGUCAUACUGACAUACUUACCAUUCUCGUGACCAAAAAUGUGAAUGUAGAUGCGAAAGAAAAUUGUGGAUUGACCCCACUGCACUUGGCCACCCAAAAUGGUUACGAAAAAGCAGUUACCAUUUUACUGAGCGAAAACGCGAAUAUAGAAGCUACUGCAAUUUGCGGUUCGACAGUACUGCACAUGGCUGCGGAAAAUGGCUAUACCGGACUGGUUAGAACGUUACUGACCAAAAUUCCAAACGUAGAAACAAAAAACCUUGACGGUAGCAGUCCAUUGCACUUAGCAGCGCAAAAUGGUCAUGCGGAAAUAGUUUACAUUUUACUGGGCAAGAAUGUGAGUGUUGAUGCAACUGAUAAUGACGGUUGGACUCCAUUACACUUAGCAGCGCUAUAUGGUCACACAGAAGUGAUUAACAUUUUACUGAGCAAAGAUGUAAAUAUUGAUGCUACUGAAAAAGAUGGAUGGACAGCAUUACACUUUGCAGCGCAAGAUGGUCACACGGACAUAGUUAACGUUUUGCUAAAUAUAAAUGCUAAUCUAGCUUCUACUACCAACGACGGUAGGACCCCGUUGCACUUAGCUGCCGAAAAUGGGCAUACAGAAUUAAUCAAUGUUUUUUUGGACAAAGAUACGAAUAUGGAAAGCGAAACAUCCGAUGGUUUGACUCCACUGCACCUCGCCGCGCUUAAUGGUCACACAGAAGUAUCCAACAUUCUACUGAACAGAAAUGCGGAUGUAAACGCUGUCGAUUUCGAUGAACGGACACCAUUGCAUCUAGCUGCACAAAAUGGCUAUACAAAAAUUAUUGAAGCAUUACUGUUUAAAAAAGCGGAUAUUGAAGCUAAGACAUCCAUUGAUUCAACUCCAUUGCACAUAGCAGCGCAAAAUGGACAAACAGAAGUAGUUAUUUUCUUACUGACUAAAGAUGCGAGUGUGGAUGCUUGCAAUAAUGGCUUAGCGACACCAUUGCAUUUAGCAGCCGAAAGUGGUCAUGCGAAGGUGGUUAAAACUUUGCUAACAAAAAGAGCGUUUAUAGAAGCUACCACAGAGGCUGAUUUUACUCCAUUGCACAUAGCGGCGCAAAACGGUCACACGGAAGUGGUUGAAAUUUUGCUGAGCAAAGAUGCGCGUGUAGAGGCACGAACAUAUGAUGAUUUAACACCUUUACAUCUAGCAUCGAAAAAUGGUCAUACAGAAGUGGUUGACAAUUUGUUGAGCAAAAAUGCAAAUGUGAAUACUCUGACACCAGAUGAAGCGACACCAUUGCACUUAGCUGCACAAAACGGCCAUUCAGAAGUGGUUAACACUUUACUGGCGAACAGUGCGAACAUAGAUGCUACCACAUUCAAUAGGUUUACACCAUUGCACUUAGCUGCUCAAGACGGUCAUGCUGAAGUGGUUGACGCUUUGCUGACGAAAGCCGCGAAUGUAGAAGCCACCACAUUCAAUGAUUUUACAUCAUUACACUUAGCUGCGCUAAACGGUCAUACUAAGGUAGUAAACUCUUUGCUGACCAAAAAUACGAAUGUGGAAGCUGUGACAGUCGAUGGUUUGACUCCGUUGUAUUUAGCUGCUCAAAAUGGUUUUUCAGAAAUAGUUCAAGCUUUGCUAGUCAAAAAUGCAAACGCAGAUGCUAAAGCACCUAAUGGAUUUAAUCCAUUGCUCAUAGCAGCGCAAUUUGGUCAUACGGAAGUGGUUGAUAUUUUAUUGAACAAUAGUGCCAAUAUGGAAGCUACGACAAUCCAAGGUCUAACACCAUUGCACUUGGCUGCAUCGAACGGUCACGCAGACGUGGUAGACAUUUUGUUGAGUAAAGGUGCGAAUGCGAAUGCUUCAGUGGUUAUGCGACACCGAUGCUUUUGGCUGCCCAAAAUGGUCAUGACGCCGCGGUAG
Malaya genurostris is the source of this 3858-nucleotide messenger RNA. Its product is annotated as ankyrin-3-like. The record is from RefSeq and is a predicted model, not a curated record. Lineage: Eukaryota; Metazoa; Arthropoda; Insecta; Diptera; Culicidae. Gene Ontology annotation, molecular function: protein binding. The transcript is spliced from 2 exons. Bases 1 to 3858 code for a protein of 1285 amino acids.